Vanessa tameamea is the source of this 801-nucleotide messenger RNA. RefSeq names its product ejaculatory bulb-specific protein 3-like (gene CSP16). The coding region runs from base 127 to 741 and encodes 204 amino acids. The transcript is spliced from 5 exons. NCBI's taxonomy places the organism in Eukaryota, Metazoa, Arthropoda, Insecta, Lepidoptera, Nymphalidae. The record is from RefSeq and is a predicted model, not a curated record.
UGCGUCGUCCGUACGUUGCCCAAAUACUGGUGUCGUAACAUAAAAGUUUAAUGAAAAUUAUCAGUAGUCAUCGUAAGGAUCUAUUUGAAGCAUAGUCGUAAGCUCGAGGAAGCUUUUAUAGUGAUAAUGAAGGGUUUAUUGUCGAUCAUUUUUCUGAGUCUCAUCUACAUCUCAGUUAUGGCAUUGCCACAGAUGUCUGAUAUUCAGUUAGAGAAAAUUUUAACUGACCGAGGAACUAUGCAGCGGCACAUUAAAUGUGCUCUAGGAGAGGGGCCAUGUGACCCCGUGGGUAUAAGACUCAGAACGUUGGCCCCUCUAGUGUUGCGCGGCUCAUGUCGUCAAUGUUCUUUGCAAGAGACGCGUCAGAUUCGACGUACACUUGCCUACGUCCAGAGAAACUAUCCGUGGGAAUGGGCAAAAAUUUUAACAUACAUUCUGGUAUUGUGUGCUAUGGUGGCAGUGUGUGCUACACAGAGCCAAAGGCCACAAGUAUCAGACACAGCUUUGGAGGACGCCCUUAAUGAUAAGCGAUUCAUUCAGAGACAACUCAAAUGUGCUCUCGGAGAGGCACCGUGUGAUCCAAUUGGAAAACGAUUGAAAACUCUCGCGCCAUUAGUUCUAAGAGGAGCCUGUCCACAAUGCUCACCACAAGAAACUAAACAAAUUCAACGUACUCUCUCCUACGUGCAAAGAAAUUUUCCACAACAAUGGGCGAAGAUAGUACGUCAGUAUUCCGGUUAAACAUUAAUUUUAACGUGAAGGCUAUAUAACUCAAAGAAAUAAAUGAAAAUAAGUAAAACG